CGGCUCGCGGAGAGUCCCGGGAGCUGCUCUCGCGAGAGUACGGCAAGAGGCUCCUGUUCGCUGGCUCUGGAACGGCGACCACUGGAACCUCAGCGGGCGCUGCAGCUGGAGCGGUAGUCCCGCGGCGCAGCCGGGAGUCGGCCUGGUCUGGGAGAGGGUGCAGGGAGAGCGUGGUGGGCGCAGCCUUGGGCUCCGGAGCGUGCCCUUGCCCUUAGCCGGGCUCGCUCCCGUCGCUGAGACGCGUCCAGCAGCUGCGGCUGACAGGGGCCGCGCGCGCGGGAGUCGGCGGGGUCGCGUCUGCCGCACCUGCGCCGACUGCCAGCUCCAGGUCCCCGCCCGGCUGGGCGGGCGACGAGGGCCGGAGAGCGGGAGCGGGCGCAGGCGGGGCCCCUCAGGGCCACCUCCUAGCCCCGCGGCCGCCGCUGGAAGAUGUCUCAGGAGAGGCCCACGUUCUACCGGCAGGAGCUGAACAAGACAAUCUGGGAGGUGCCCGAGCGUUACCAGAAUCUCUCCCCGGUGGGCUCUGGUGCCUAUGGCUCCGUGUGUGCUGCUUUUGACACAAAAACCGGGUUACGUGUGGCAGUGAAGAAGCUCUCCAGACCAUUUCAGUCCAUUAUUCAUGCCAAAAGGACCUACAGAGAACUGCGGUUACUUAAACAUAUGAAACAUGAAAAUGUGAUCGGUCUGUUGGAUGUUUUUACACCUGCAAGGUCUCUGGAGGAAUUCAAUGAUGUAUAUCUGGUGACCCAUCUCAUGGGUGCAGAUCUGAACAACAUUGUGAAAUGUCAGAAACUUACGGAUGACCAUGUUCAGUUCCUCAUCUAUCAGAUUCUCCGAGGUCUCAAGUAUAUACAUUCAGCGGACAUAAUUCACAGGGACCUAAAACCUAGUAAUCUAGCUGUGAACGAAGACUGUGAGCUGAAGAUCUUGGAUUUUGGACUGGCCCGACAUACAGAUGAUGAAAUGACAGGCUAUGUGGCCACCAGGUGGUACAGGGCUCCUGAGAUCAUGCUGAACUGGAUGCAUUACAACCAGACAGUUGAUAUUUGGUCAGUGGGAUGCAUAAUGGCCGAGCUGUUGACUGGAAGAACAUUGUUUCCUGGUACAGACCAUAUUGAUCAGUUGAAGCUCAUUUUAAGACUCGUUGGAACCCCAGGGGCUGAUCUUUUGAAGAAAAUCUCCUCAGAGUCUGCAAGAAACUACAUUCAGUCUUUGACCCAGAUGCCGAAAAUGAACUUUGCAAAUGUAUUUAUUGGUGCCAAUCCCUUGGCUGUCGACUUGCUGGAGAAGAUGCUUGUAUUGGACUCAGACAAGAGAAUUACGGCAGCCCAAGCCCUUGCACACGCCUACUUUGCUCAGUACCAUGAUCCUGAUGAUGAACCAGUAGCUGACCCUUAUGAUCAGUCCUUUGAAAGCAGGGACCUCCUUAUAGAUGAAUGGAAAAGCCUGACCUACGAUGAAGUCAUCAGCUUUGUGCCGCCACCCCUUGACCAAGAAGAGAUGGAAUCCUGAGAACCUGGUUUCUGUUCUGUUGAUCCCACUUCACUGUGAGGGGAAGGCCUUUCCAUGGGAACUCUCCAAAUAUCAUUCAAGUGCCUCUUGUUGCAAAGAUUUCCUCCAUGGUGGAAGGGGUGUGUGUGCGUGCGCACGCGCGUGUGUAUGUAUAUGUAUGUGUGUGUACUCCUGUGUGUGUGCAUGUGUGUGUGUGUCUUUGUGGGAGGGUAAGAGAAUAGGAGCAAACUAUGAUCACAGUGGCUUCAGGGGCAGUCCCAGAAGCUCCGAGGCGGCCUCUGCUUGCCCCUUGGGAGAGUCAGCUCAGGCAAGUAAGGGCUGCCGUCUUGUUCGGGUUUGUUACGUGCAAAAUAAAGAUACUACACGGCCCAGAUCCCAGUCAUGCUUUUGCCAUUUUGGCCUCUCCCAUGGCCCUGUCUGGAGGUGGGAGGUAGUCUCGCUGACAGCCCAUAGUGGCCUAGAGAACGGACGCACACCUUCGGGCUUCCGCGGAAGCCAGCCCUCAGCGACGGCGCGCGGCCAAGAAGGACCAACUGCCUUCUGUGCGCUAGUCUGUGAUUGAUUUGCUUAGUGUGAUUCUCAGAACUCAGCAGAUAUGUGCGAAACUGUAAAUAUGUUUGUGCCUUAAGAGGAGAGAAGAAAGUGUAGACAGUUCAGGCAGCAAGGCCGACCGACCACGUGCGGAGCCUGGCAAGCAGUCGGCUUGUCCCACCGCCGCUGGCGAACCAGAAGUGACCAGGGAGCCCUCGGAGGCGUCGUGUGUGCAUGUGUGCGCAUGCGUGUGCGUGCUUCUCUCUCUCUCUCUCUCUCUCUCUCUCUGGCCCCGCCCCAGGGGCUGCCAUUUCUCUGCUCGCCGCCCCCCGCCCCCCCGCACUCCCCUCCAGCGCAGAGGUUUCUUGCGCAUUAGCCCCAGCAGGCAGAAGCCGGUUCUUGCUGUCAGUGUACUUCCUGUGUACUCUUUAUUCCCAGCAGAGUGACGAUGUGUUUUGCACGUCUUGCUAUUUGAGCAUGCACAGCUGCUUGUCUGUUCCCUUCGGGAGGCCCUGGUGCCAGGCAGGUUUGCCAGUGAAGACUUCUUGGUUAGUUCAGAGCCCACGUCACCUCGGCUGAUGCCAAGGGCAGGUGACAUCAUCCUCUCUCCAGCCCCAGUACUAUUUUGUGUUGAACACAAUUGAUACUCCAGGUGCUUUUGAUGUGAAAACUAUGAAGAAAUGGAACAGAUGGGUCAAUAGCGUGUUCAUUCUUGCCAUCUGGUUUUCGACAAACUCUUUUUGGGGAGCCGUCAUGGGAAAGAUUAGGGCUUUUCCCGGGAAUAUCUCAGACUUUGAAAAACAAUUGUUCUCUUCACUCCCAAUAGCCAAUGCUAAGAAAUGCUGAAAAUCAAAGUGAACAAUAAAAGCUCAUGAGGCCAGAAACUCCUUUUGCUAUCUUUGUCUAAAAAUGGUUAUUAAAAAAAAAA
Molecule: messenger RNA, 2971 nt
Organism: Mustela erminea (ermine)
Lineage: Eukaryota; Metazoa; Chordata; Mammalia; Carnivora; Mustelidae
Gene: MAPK14
Product: mitogen-activated protein kinase 14
Exons: 12
Coding region: 430-1512 (360 amino acids)
Biological process (GO): protein phosphorylation; p38MAPK cascade
Cellular component (GO): cytoplasm; nucleus
Molecular function (GO): MAP kinase activity; ATP binding
Source: RefSeq, a predicted model, not a curated record